UUCUUGCUCCCACGCGCCUUGUAUGGCUUUUGUUAGCGAUAUAUUUAAGAGAAUAUUGUGAUAAUCAAUAGAUAUGGCAGUGAGCUUAACAGAGCCGCUCUGCCUGCCUUGCGUUUACCAUGGAGCUUUUAAAGUGGAGCUACAGGUGAAGAGACCUCUGAUGCCGGUCCAGCUGAGUCCAGAGCAGGUGGGCCUGGAGAUGCUGUGUCUGUGUGGGCAGCUGGAUCUUCUCAUCAGAGCACAGAUGCAGCAGUUCCAGGAACAGUUAGGACAAGGCUGCAGCCCGGAGGAGUCAGACACUUUCCAGGCUCAAGGAUCAGAGAUUCUUGACCAAAUGCUGCAGUGCCUUGAACACCUACCAAAGCCUAUGCCACAGCUGGAGGACUAUCUGGACAUGGUGGGUCUGUCUGUAAUGUUUCCUCGUGUGGAGGUUUUCCUCAUUCAAGGCAGCCCAGUGGAGAUGUUAGAGAGGCCUCCAAUGGAUGAAUAUUUCUUCCACAUUGCCAAACUGAAUCAACUGCUGGUGCUGAGUCAGCAGCUAGAGGAAGAUAUCAGACACCUUGGGAGUCAUAAAUACAUCGCCCACCAGCUCUCGGUCAUAUAUCAAGUGGUCAGCUCUUUCAGAGGGAUUCAGGCGUUUUCUGACAUAAAGAAAGACAUUGAGGCCAACUUCAAGCAGAUGAAACAGUGUCUCGUGGCAGAGGAAGGCUCCAGGCAUGAACCUCAGCUUGCGUCUCACUACAUCAACUGGAUACUAGAGAUAACUCAAAGUUUAACGUCAAUGGUGUUGUCGCUGCCGGAGGAGCUGACAGACGAUGUUCACCAGGCCGUGACUUUUGUGUCCCAGUUUCUCUCCUGACUGACCCGGGAAAAAAAUGCCUCCGUGUCUUGUUUGGAUGCACAUGGUUUCUUCAAGAGUUGCCUGCUUCUCAAUGGACUGAAAAUGUAAAAACUGUGAAAAGGUGCUAUGAAAAAAAAAGAUUAAUGGAGGGAUAGAAGAGCCUACUUCAUUUACAAACUUGUAGGGUUUUAUAGUGUCU
This is a messenger RNA of Cheilinus undulatus (humphead wrasse), 1040 nucleotides long. RefSeq lists its product as uncharacterized. Lineage: Eukaryota; Metazoa; Chordata; Actinopteri; Labriformes; Labridae. The transcript has 8 exons. The record is from RefSeq and is a predicted model, not a curated record. The coding region runs from base 74 to 859 and encodes 261 amino acids.